GCUCUGUUACAGGAUUUGAGCAGCAAGGACGUGAAGCGUGAUCUCCACCUUGUCAUCCAUGUCAUCAGAAUAGGGCGUAUGCUAUUAAAUGACUCUCGGAAAGGUCCCCCUCACAUCCAUUACCGGCGCCCAUACGGGUGCGCAGUGCUGAGUCUGGGGGAGGUGCUGCCCACACUGUGCGAGCAUCGGGAGGAGAAGGAUUUUGUUCUGAAGGUGUAUAUGUGUAAUAAUGAGAAUGAGUGGUACCAGAUUCAUGAGAACAUCAUACGCAAGACCAGCACCAAGUACUCCACACCAAGCUCCAACUACGGGCUUAUCGUGUCUCUACAGCUCCUGAGGGGAGACAUGGAGCAGAUCCGUAGGGAAAACCAGCUGCUGCUCAACAGGGGUGCAGCCGUUACCCGCAAACUGGGCUUCCCUGAUGUUAUUAUGCCAGGGGAUGUGCGCAAUGAUCUCUAUGUGACUCUGGAAAAGGGCGACUUUGAGAGAGGAGGGAAGAGUGUGCAGAAGAAUAUCGAGGUCACUAUACACGUGUUGUACGCCGACGGAGAGAACCUGAGGGACUGCGUCAGCCUGGGUACCGGAGAACCGUCACGCACGCAGUAUCAUUCCUUUGUCCUCUAUCACAACAACAGCCCCCGCUGGGGGGAGCUCAUCAAACUGCCCAUCCCUAUCGACAGGUUCCGGGGGUCUCAUCUACGCUUCGAGUUCAGACACUGCUCUACAAAGGAUAAGGGAGAGAAGAAGCUGUUUGGAUUCUCCUUUACUCCUCUGAUGAGAGACGAUGGGACGACACUGUCUGAUGAUAUCCAUGAGUUGUAUGUCUACAAGUGUGAUGAGAACAGCACCUUCAACAACCACGCACUGUACCUAGGCCUCCCCUGCUGCAAGGAUGACCUGAGCGGCUGCCCCAACAUCCCGUCUAGUCUGAUCUUCCAGCGCAGUCCCAAAGAGACGUUCUCUGUCUCCACGCAGCUCUCCUCCACAAAGCUCACACAGAACG
Messenger RNA from Pseudophryne corroboree (corroboree frog), 1003 nucleotides. RefSeq names its product dedicator of cytokinesis protein 3-like. The transcript has 8 exons. NCBI's taxonomy places the organism in Eukaryota, Metazoa, Chordata, Amphibia, Anura, Myobatrachidae. Gene Ontology annotation, biological process: small GTPase-mediated signal transduction. The annotation marks the transcript as partial. Gene Ontology annotation, molecular function: guanyl-nucleotide exchange factor activity; small GTPase binding. The record is from RefSeq and is a predicted model, not a curated record. Gene Ontology annotation, cellular component: plasma membrane; cytoplasm.